Dothidotthia symphoricarpi CBS 119687 is the source of this 1823-nucleotide messenger RNA. Its product is annotated as heme-dependent catalase. Gene Ontology annotation, molecular function: catalase activity; heme binding. The coding region runs from base 1 to 1785 and encodes 594 amino acids. NCBI's taxonomy places the organism in Eukaryota, Fungi, Ascomycota, Dothideomycetes, Pleosporales, Dothidotthiaceae. The transcript has 6 exons. The record is from RefSeq and is a predicted model, not a curated record. Gene Ontology annotation, cellular component: cytoplasm; mitochondrion; peroxisome. Gene Ontology annotation, biological process: hydrogen peroxide catabolic process; response to hydrogen peroxide.
AUGGCCCCCUCAUCCACCAGCGCGAACACAAACCAGAAUGAUCCCCUCCAGCACCCACUGCAGGCUACAGCCAUGGCUAUUCAGGGCGCUGUUGCCGGUGAAGGUCGCGCUCCUCGCAUGAGCCACAUGGCCAGCGCUAAUGAAGGUCCCGCCGACAUCAUUGCAAAGGUCUCUGGGUCUGUUCAGGGUGGGAAGCGUGAGGAUGAUGGCGCUUAUUUCACCAAUAAUGAGGGUCAUCCGUACCCGGAUCACUCGCAUAGCAAGACCGUUGGUGGUCUUCCACUGAUCAGUGACACUUUCUUGCUCCAAAAGCAGCAGACCUUCAACCGAUCGAAGAACUUGGAGCGUAUGGUGCAUCCAUGUGGGUCUGGGGCUUUUGGCUUUUUCGAGUGCACGAAGAACGUCGAGGCCCUCACGAAAGCCAACUUCUUGUCGAGCGUCGGUGAGAAGACUCCUGCAUUCGUUCGCUUCUCUACGGUCACUCCUGGGCGAGAAUUUCCUGAUGAGGCUCGUAACCCACGUGGAUUUGCCAUCAAGCUCUACACCAUGGAGGGCAACUACGAUAUCGUUGGGUUGAACUUUCCCAUUUUCUUCUGCCGUGACCCCAUCCAGGGUCCAGACGUCAUCCGGUCUCAAUAUCGCAACCCCAAAAAUUUCCUCCUUGAUUACGAUGGUAUCUUCGAUCUCCUCGGCAACGUCCCUGAGGGCAAUCAUGCAGGCCUCAUGUUCUUCUCAGAUCAUGGUACGCCGAAAGGCUGGCGCUUUAAUCACGGCUAUGGCUGCCACGCUUUCAAGUGGGUAAACGCUGAAGGCAAAUUCGUAUACAUCAAAUACCACUUCAUCGCCAAGCAUGGCCAGAAGCAGUUCACUCAAGAGGAAGCGACGAAGAUGUGUGGUGAAGACCCCGACUAUUCUAAGCGCGACCUCUGGGAGACGAUUGAACGCGGCGAGGAAAUUGAGUGGACAGCUUUGGUUCAAGUUAUGGAACCUCAGGAUGCGGACCCUGACAAGCUAGGCUUCGACCCCUUCGACGUCACAAAGGUCUGGCCGCGCAAGCAGUUCCCCAUGCAAGAGUUCGGCCGUCUGGUUUUGAACAAGAACCCAGAGAACUACCACCGUGAUGUCGAGCAAGCUGCCUUCUCUCCUGGUAGCAUGGUCCCUGGUGUCGAAGAUUCUCCGGAUCCGCUCCUGCAGUUCCGCAUGUUCUUCUACCGCGACGCGCAAUAUCACCGUAUUGGCGUGAACCUCCACCAAGUGCCCGUCAACUGCCCGUUCAUGGCAAAAUCGUACGCGACGUUGAACUUUGAUGGCGCGAUGCGUAUCGAUGCCAAUCACGCGGGCAAUGCGCAGUAUGCGCCAAACAGCUUCUCAAACAAAUUCAGGCCCGACGCAGCGGAGACGCCAUACCAGGUUAAUGACGCGGUCGUGAGCCGAAAGAGCCACUACUGGCACGAGGGCAAGCGGAACGAGUACGACCAGGCGAAGGACCUGUGGAGCAGAGUCAUGACUGACGAGCAGCGCGCACACACGAUCACGAACACGGCCAACAUGCUCAAGUUCGUCAAGUUCCCUGACAUUCAGAAGAAGUACCUCGCGCAAAUUUAUAACAUCGGUACCGACUACUCCCGUGGUAUCUAUGACUUGCUGCCGAGUCCGAAGUUUGAAUUUUCUGAGGUCGAAGAGAUGUCGCAGCAUGCGCAUGCGUGGUAUAAGGAGAAGAAGUUCCAGCCGACGAACGGGGAGAAGCUUGCUGGUCAAGUGCCUACUAUGCCCAUUUAUAAUUGAAGCGGAGACUCGGUUCAUACAUGUUUUACAAUGACAGU